Molecule: messenger RNA, 900 nt
Organism: Pipistrellus nathusii (Nathusius's pipistrelle)
Lineage: Eukaryota; Metazoa; Chordata; Mammalia; Chiroptera; Vespertilionidae
Source: the annotation of a GenBank genome assembly
AUGGAACAGCAACCGAACUCAAGGGCAAAGACACGUGGGUGGAAAGGCCUGGGCAGAAGGGCGCCUGGUGGGAAUAAGCCAGAGCCAGCCCGGCAGGAGCCCCUCUUCCCGAUGAGGGCCUUGUGGGGGGAAGAUGGAGACGGGGGCUACGAGAUCAGCUACGAGGUUGGUGAAGAGGACCCCUUCUCUGACUGUUACAUAGAGUGCAUCAUUCGAGGUGAGUUUUCCGAGCCCUCGCUGGAAGAGGACAUGUUUCUUGAGUCCUUCCACUGCUUGGGAGGAGGAACAGAGCAAGAGCUCGCUCAGCAGUUUUUUGUUGAUGCAAACUCACUUCUUGAAUGUUCCUUGCAAUACAGGGAAAAGGGAGCAAACCAAGAAUUUCCUCCACAGAACAGUGGGGAGACAUCCCUUGUUGAGCCUUCUGAGCACAUGACAAGCCAGAAGCCUCCCCCUGGAGAUACACCCAACCCUUGCCUGCUGGAUCCCACCUUGCCUGCAGAAUUUGCUAGAGAUAAACCAAGAAGAAAUGGGGAAUGUGGUGCUCUAGGUACAUUUGUGUGUCCUGAGAGCGGCUGCGCAAGCAAGAUGAAGACGAGAAGUUCCCUGAAGAAGCAUCUCCAGCUGGUCCAUGGGCCCCGCAACCACGUGUGUGCGGAGUGCGGGAAGGCGUUUCCCGAGAGCUCCAAACUGAAGAGACAUUUCAUGGUUCACACUGGAGAAAAGCCCUUCCAGUGCACGUUCAAGGGCUGUGGGAAGCGCUUCUCCCUGGCCUUCAACCUGCGUACCCACGUGCGCAUCCACACCGGGGAGAGGGCUUUUGUGUGCUCCUAUGAGGGCUGUCACAGGCGCUUUGUCCAGGCAGGUAACCUGAAAUCUCACAUCUUAACUCAUGCAAGAUAA